This is a messenger RNA of Synchiropus splendidus (mandarinfish), 2094 nucleotides long. Its product is annotated as gastrula zinc finger protein XlCGF57.1-like. NCBI's taxonomy places the organism in Eukaryota, Metazoa, Chordata, Actinopteri, Syngnathiformes, Callionymidae. The transcript has 2 exons. Gene Ontology annotation, molecular function: DNA-binding transcription factor activity, RNA polymerase II-specific; RNA polymerase II cis-regulatory region sequence-specific DNA binding. Gene Ontology annotation, biological process: regulation of DNA-templated transcription. The record is from RefSeq and is a predicted model, not a curated record. The coding region runs from base 127 to 1620 and encodes 497 amino acids.
UUUGCUCGUGGAUCCUCCGGCGGAUGAGAUGUUCUUCAGAGGUGGAAAGAUUCAUAAGUGACGAUCAUCUGCUGCCGAGUUUCCACCACAUCUUCCUCUGCUGUGACGGAGAGACGGAAGCUGCAGAUGGAGACCCGCAGAGCAGGUGUCCAGCAGCUGCUGGUGAUGAAAGAAGAAGAAGAUGCUACUGAGCAGCAGGAGUGCAGCUCCAGUCUGGAUCAGGAGGGACAAGAACCUCCUCUCAUUAAAGAAGAACCAGAAGAAGAAGAUCUAGACCAAAUCAAAGAAGAGGCCACCCAGUUCUCCCUCACUCCGGUCCAGGUGAAGAGUGAAGAUGAUGGAGCAACCAGCAGCUGGACUCAACACAUGAAGACAGAAGCUGAUGGAGACACCUGUGGAGGAGCAGAAGCAGCCAGUGACUUGGAUACACCUCUCCUCCCUGACCACCAGAGGUCGCCUUGUUCUGACUCUGACACUGAUGACAGUGAGGACUGGAGAGACACCAGUGACACUCAGUCAGGUUCAAAGUCUGCGCAGAAUCCAAAGGUUCGUGUGAGUGGGAAGAAAGAUGAGGAUGAAUCGCUGAUCUGCUGUGGAUGUGGGAUGAAGUGUUAUUCACAGGGUGGACUGUCUCUACACAUGAAAUCCUGCAGGAGACCUUUGACUGAGUCUGGCGACACUGAUGACGCUGACGACAAUGAGGACAGAUGGAGAGAAACCAGUCACACUCGAUCAGGUUCAAAGUCUGCGCCGAAUCCAAAGGUUCGUGUGAGUGGGAAGAAAGAUGAGGAUGAAUCCCUGAUCUGCUCUGGAUGUGAGAGGAAAUGUUCUUCUAAGUCUGGACUGAUUCGACACAUGAAAUCCUGUAAUGGACCUUUGACUUGUUCUGUCUGUGGGAAAUUUUUUUUUAAGAGAAGUGAUCUGAAUCGUCACACGAUACUGCACUCUGGAGAAACACCUUUCAGCUGCUCUCAUUGUAGCCGUUUUUUCAAACACAUUGAACAACUAAACGCCCACAUGAGAUGUCACCUUGAAAAACCUUUAAGCUGCUCUCGCUGUGGUAAAUGUUUUUUGUACAGGGCGGACCUGAUGAAGCACAUGAGAGUUCAUACUGGAGAAAAGCCUUUUGUCUGCUCUCAGUGUGGAAAAUGUUAUACACAGAGUAGUCAUCUGAAGGGCCACAUGAGAGUGCACACUGGGGAAAAACCUUUCAGUUGCUCUCAGUGUGGUAAAUGCUUUGCGCAGAGCCAUUGUCUGAAGGUUCACAUGAGAAGUCAUACUGGAGAAAAACUUUUCAGAUGCUCUGAAUGUGGUCAAGGUUUUACACGGAGCCAUUCCUUGAACAUACACAUGAAAGGUCACACAGGCGAAAAGCCUUUCAGAUGCUCUCACUGUGGUAAAUGUUUUAUCCAGGAAUGUCGACUGACAGCUCACAUAAGAAUCCACACUGGAGAAAAGCCUUUCAUAUGUUCUUACUGUUUUAAAUGCUUUUCACUCAGCGCGACCCUUAGGUCUCACCUCAGAUGUCAUAGAGUAACUUCUUUCACAUGCUCUCAGUGUGGUCGAGAUUUUAAGCAGAGCCAUUAUCUGAAGAGACACAUGAGAAUUCAUGCUGGAUAAAAGCCUUUCAAAUGUAAAUGUGCUUCACAAAGCAGGGACCUUCGGACUCACCUGAGAUUUCAUCCUGGAGGAAAUUCCUUCAGAUGCUCUCAGAGAAGUCACACUGGAGACUAAACAUGUGCUCUCUGUGUGUGGUUUCUCCACUUAUCAACCGUGUGUACGUACACGUGUACUACAAGUGUAAGAAUGUUCCCAUGUGCAGUAUGGUAUUUAGCUUCUUGUGCUUUAAUAUAUUAUUAAUAUAUAUAUGUUUUUUUUUUUUUGGUUAGAAGCUCUACGACUCGAGAUGAAAUAACAAGCGAGUUCCUGGCAAGUGUGAGUGACGUCGCAGGGCUGAUGGAGCUGGCUCAGUUCAGGGAGCUGAUGGCUGGGUCUGCUGAGUCAUUAGUUGAAAACGGGACGUUUUGUCCUGGUCUUGCCAUCAGAACAAUCAUGGAGGUGAACAUGAGAUGCAGCAGGAAUGAAUGUUGUGAA